AUGAGAGCCUGGCUUGCUGCCAAGGCAGAGGAAGACAAAAGGAGGCAAGAGGAAGAGAGGACGCGGCAGGAAAGUUACCGUCUCGAACAGAGGAGGAUGGAGUGCGAGAUUUUGAGGACUUCCCUGCAAGGGGGGAUACCGCCACCGCUGGUGCCGGUUGUCUUCGCAGGCAUGGGCGGCGGAGCGCUGUCGCCGGCAGCCUUGGACUGGGCCCAGCAAUUCAUGGUGUCGCAAUCCUCUCCACACCAUCCGCCUGCAUUGAUGCCGCCUGGAAUGGUCUCUUCAGAGCACCAGAGGCGGGAUUCGCAGGCUCAGGCGUAUGGACAGUACUCGAUAACCGGCGGCGGUGUCCCAUCCACCCCAGGCUCCGCGCAAGGGCCGCCAAGCGCGUACAUGUCGGGCUAUCCAGGCUCGCCGACAAGGCCGAGAGGGCAGACCAUGCCGGGAACGAUGGCGGGACGAUCAGUUGUCGGAAGUGGAUCAAAUCUGCCAAACCUGAACACCAACGUCCCGGGGGGCCCGGGGACCGCUUCAGGGGCUGCCCACCAAUCCGGGCUGGCGCAGUCGCAACAACAACAUGAGGCACAGGCGUCACCCUCCAUAUACUUCCACCACUGGCAGCCUCCGACGACGCAGGCAGGAGGGCGGGGCGGUGCCGAGCAGCCCGCCAGCACGCCCUCAGGACCCCAGCAGCCAGCGCCACCGCCAACCGCGACACACCGGCAUCGCUCGCCGCCUUUUCUACACAGCUCGGGGCUGUCCAACCCACCGCCGGGUCGGAGGCGAGGACACUCGCGGCAGCGGAGUGAUUUGGGGUCAUACCGGCCCGGCGGUGGUCGUGUGCGAGGAGAAAGCCUAGGACCCGGGCGGGAGAUGUCGCCGAUGCACGCCUCAGGGGCAAGCUCUGUGCGGGACGGCGGCGAUGCGCCAUCCUCGACUCUGCAUCAAGGACAUGCCCCCCAGUUUGCGCCUCCGCCUCCGCAGGCCGCAUCCGGGCGGACCGGGCCGCACUCGGUCUCAUCGCUCCUGUCAGACAAUCCGCCGUCUCCGCAAUCGACGGCGAUGAACUACACGUCGGGGAUGGCGCCAGAACCACGGCAGCACCAUCACCAUCAGCAGCAGCAGCAACCCGCGCCGCAGUUUGGCGAGAGCGAGCGAAGACACUCGCCUCGGUCGCCAGAGGAGCAGCUCCACGGUGGGAUUGGAGUUCAGGGAUCGUCAGCCACGCGACCGGGAGAUAACCACUGA
Parathielavia appendiculata is the source of this 1248-nucleotide messenger RNA. RefSeq lists its product as uncharacterized. Bases 1 to 1248 code for a protein of 415 amino acids. Lineage: Eukaryota; Fungi; Ascomycota; Sordariomycetes; Sordariales; Chaetomiaceae. The record is from RefSeq and is a predicted model, not a curated record. The transcript is spliced from 2 exons.